UCUCAUUUAUAUGAUGUAUACGAUAUUAGAGUAAGAGAAACAAAAUAGACAUUUGUUUGUAACAUUGUGUCUAAGUAUGUAAAGGCAAAUGGGAGACAUUGUAGGGCAAUGUUAUAGUCCCUACCCAAACUUUUUCUGGACAUACUCUUUCAAAAUUUUAAUUACAUCCCUCUCUCGUCCUUGUUGGCUCUGUCUUCAAGAGUCUAUUUGUCCUUGCCUACUACAUCCCACAUGAUUUUGCUUUCACAAGAACAGGAAAUCUUGAUGUCCUAAUUUGAAUCCAAACAGGACAUUUGGCUUUUAUAUGAUCCCAAUAAAUAGGGCUAUGAUCGAUCCAGAAAUCUAGAUUUACGGGAUAAACAUGAAUGCUUUCGUUUACGUAUCAGUGAAACUUGAACUUGGAUCCGUGUAUAUGCUUAUAAUGAUCACAUGGCUAAUAUAGAUAUCAUCAUUAGUUAUUAAAUUUAUAAAUUUUAUACGAAAUAUACGCGUUUUGACGUGUGUUUUCAUUGAUUCUAUCCGCAUACAUGUGUUUUCGUAUCCGAAUUUAAAUCACUGCAUGCAUGUGUUCCUAACUGUUUAGUAGUUUUUGUGUAAAAUAUUAUAUACAUAUUGUAUAACUUUCUACUUCUUUUUUACGUCGAGUUAUGCAUAUUAAAUAGUCCCUAUAGUUUUUAAGAUAUAUUAUUAAUAACAAUUAAAAUUAUGAUCUAUCAGCUAGUAAAUUAACAAAUAAGAAAAGAAUAUUAUUGUGCAUUCAUACUAAUGCAUAUCUCUAUAUAUACAUGUAAAUGUUUGAACAUACAUUUAAUAAUACCUAUAAUAUAUUCACUGCUUUGGUCAACGUCAGAAGUAAUCAUAGCCAAUUAAUCGUUAUCUAUAUUGUUAUACUCAACUAAUUAUAAAAGCCUACUAUGUCUUUGUACAUAUUAAUAUUUAUUAUUUUUCCAUAUCAAUUUAUUAACAUUCCAAACUGUCCAUACUCCAUAUAUUAUAAAUACUUCUCCAUGUACCUCUAACGUCCAUAACAUUUCUUCAAACAAAACCCAAGUUUCAGAGAAAAAGGAAAAGAUUAAAAAUUAAAAAAUGACAAUAAAGAGGUCAUCUCAAGCAACAUCGAUCAAGCAAAUCUUAAAGAGAUGCUCGAGUCUAGGGAAGAAGAAGAACGUCAACGGUUGCUAUUACAAUCAAGAAGAUGAUAGUUUUCCACAAGACGUGCCAAAAGGUCAUUUUCCGGUUUAUGUUGGACCGAACCGAAGUCGCUACAUCGUUCCCAUCUCGUGGCUCGAAUACUCCGAGUUUCAAACGUUGCUCCGACUAGCCGAGGAAGAGUUUGGUUUUGACCAUAAUAUGGGUCUUAUCAUACCCUGUGAUGAAGGGUUCUUCAGGUCUCUGAUCUCCAUGUUCAGAUAAAGUUCGAUCUAAAAUAUCCAAGAAAGCUGACUAAUAGCUAAGUGAUGGCCAGAAGAAGAUCCGUGUUAGCAAGGCAUCAAUCCGCGGGUUGGGUUUUUUUUGUUCUUUUUUUUUCUUUCGAAGACGAAUAUUUGUAAUAGUUGGAGUCUUUUUUUCCCUCAAGUCGGCGUGAAAGGUUAGCCGGUGAUUUUGAGAGGAGUAGCUAGUUAACUUCUAUAAAUAUGUUGUGAUCAAUUAAAAAAAUCUACAUGUUCUUUUUUUUUUUUGUCAACACAUGUUCUUUAAUCCACAAUAUAUAAAUGUUCCAAAAUCAAUAAUUCA
This is a messenger RNA of Brassica napus (rape), 1734 nucleotides long. RefSeq names its product protein SMALL AUXIN UP-REGULATED RNA 10-like. Lineage: Eukaryota; Viridiplantae; Streptophyta; Magnoliopsida; Brassicales; Brassicaceae. Gene Ontology annotation, biological process: response to auxin. The record is from RefSeq and is a predicted model, not a curated record. The transcript has a single exon. The coding region runs from base 1087 to 1413 and encodes 108 amino acids.